AAAACCAGAAAUCAAUUAUUCCUUAACUUUCAAAAUUCGAAGCAAGCGAAAAGGAUGGAAUGCGUGAAUUGCGAUUGUACAGUCAAAACGAUGGACAAUUUGGAUCAAGCGAUUCGGGCACUGCUGCAACGUGGCAAACACGUGAAUCGAAUGAUGGACAACGAGAAGCUGAUUAGAGAGGCUCGACGCAUGGAGGAGGUCCAGCAGUUGAAGAUGCAAAUCCCCAAGCCGGUUGACAAGAAGCCCCGUCCACCGCCUUCGGAAAAUAACCUGAAGCUGAUUUCGUGCGAGGAAACAUGCAUGGAUGAGACACUGAAAAACUCGUCGAAGCCACGUAUGAUCUACAAUAAGCAACUCGGACGCGCCGAAUCGAUUGAUUUCGAUGUUCCGUCCCUGUCUUACGAGAGUUCGGAAAAGUGCGCCGGUGAAACGAGUCCGUAUACUUCGGCGUCGGUGUCGAAUUCUAAAAAGGCGACGUCUUCCUCGAAUUUCACAAAGUCGGAGACCACUACAAUUACUGAGUUGACAACUUCUACGUUCAAAAAAUCUAAUAAUUCAUCAGGUGGCGCUCUUGUUCUGGACAAUCAUUACUUGAUUAAUAAUGACGAUGGAACUGUGAAGAAAUUGCCAAUGAAGGUCUAUGUGAAACAACGUCUCGAAGAUGGAUCUCUUGAUGUUCAACUUGUAUUUUUCGACGAAAACUCGCAAAAAGUGAUGGAUAUCUCCAUGCUUGUGAAUGGAAAAAAGAUUAGAAACGUUCAAUUUUGUGGAAAAGACGCCAAGCUUGUGAACUAGAACUUCUUAUUGUAUUUUUUGUCAAAUAAAGAGAAAGCGGCGUUUU
Caenorhabditis elegans is the source of this 841-nucleotide messenger RNA. RefSeq lists its product as uncharacterized. The transcript is spliced from 5 exons. NCBI's taxonomy places the organism in Eukaryota, Metazoa, Nematoda, Chromadorea, Rhabditida, Rhabditidae. The record is from RefSeq and is marked reviewed. The coding region runs from base 55 to 795 and encodes 246 amino acids.